GUGAUACACUACACCGCCCUCCAAAGAACUUUCUGGAAAUCGAGCGAAUGACCUAGAAUCGUUACCCUCUAAAGUUUACCGACAUGGGUUUUCUUAUAUAAAUCUUUGUACCCUCUCUGCAUUUUCAUAAUAAGAUCAUCGAUAAACUAAGCUGGGAGUUUGGAUUCUGCGUUUGAUUAUCAACAGGUAUUUGAAGUUUGGGGGCUGUGAAUAAUUUGUCUACAGGUGUGAUCGCGAUGGAUCAGGUGAAGGUACUCAACACAUGGAUCAGUCCCUUUGGUAUGCGUGUUUUGAUUGGUCUGGAGGAGAAAGGUGUGAAAUAUGAAUAUCAAGAAGAGGUGCUCUCCAAUAAGAGUGAACUCCUCCUGCAAAUGAAUCCCGUGCACAAGAAAAUCCCUGUUCUGAUCCACAAUAGUCGGCCUGUAUGCGAGUCUCUUAUAAUUCUUCAGUACAUAGAUGAGGCUUGGGGUUUCACGCAAUUUCUACCCUCCAAGCCAUAUGAUCGUGCCCUUGCCCGCUUUUGGGCAGAUUUCACAGAUAAGAAGUUUUAUGACGCGGGAGCUCGUAUAAUUAAGUCUAAAGACGAGGCUCAAGAGCAGGCCAAGCGUGACUUGUUGGAAAGCUUUCAACUUUUAGAAGGCAUAUUAAAAGAGAUGUCAGCAGGGGGAUCCCUGCCUUUCUUCGGUGGAAAGGAUUUUGGGUUCCUAGAUAUUGCAUUCAUUCCCUUUACUUCAUGGUUUCAUACUUAUGAAUCUCUUGGGAAUUUCAAGAUACCGUUGGAGAGUGAGUAUCCGUUGCUUGAUGCGUGGGUUAAGAAAUGUAUGGAGAGGGACAGUGUCAAGAAAGCCCUUCCCUCUCCGGAUAAGGUUUUGGAAUAUGCAAUACAAUUGAGGAAGGGGUUUUUGGGUGAUUAGAUUGAAUGUUCAAUUGUUAAGGCUGUAAAUGUGGAUCGCAGCUAUUCUAGUUCUAAAAUGGAUCUUUUGUACAGCGUGAUAGCGACGUGUUAGUCAAUUACAACCGUUUAUUGCAAAAUCGACGAUGUAAAACGCGUGACUAACACGCAGGGUAGUCAAUUCGUGCUGCCGUUUUGGAGCCAAAAUAGACGCUUCCACAAAUGUGGGUAUUCAUUAGGUGAGUAUAUCCUUUGUAAUAGAUGAAUAAUACAAAAUGUCCAAAAGAGUUCAAUGGUACGGUUCAAUUUGUUGUUGAACAAUGAACUAGAGAUUUCAGAAUUGCAUUGUUCAAUUUUAUUGUCGAACAAUGCAUAUGUUUUGAAGGAUUAACCUAUGCAAUAGAGAAUGAGUUGUGUUGGUAUCUACCUAUAUUAAACGAUGUUUAAUAUUGGACUUCAAAUGAUGUUAAAAGUUAA
Molecule: messenger RNA, 1369 nt
Organism: Cryptomeria japonica (Japanese cedar)
Lineage: Eukaryota; Viridiplantae; Streptophyta; Pinopsida; Cupressales; Cupressaceae
Product: glutathione S-transferase U19
Exons: 3
Coding region: 237-914 (225 amino acids)
Biological process (GO): glutathione metabolic process
Cellular component (GO): cytoplasm
Molecular function (GO): glutathione transferase activity
Source: RefSeq, a predicted model, not a curated record